AUGUCUAAUUCUGUUAUUUCAAAUCCAAUAGCACAUGAAUUAACUGCUGAUGAUUUAACGUUAAAUAAACGAUAUUCGGAUAAAUCACGUAUGCAAAAUAUAAAACUUCAAGAAAAAAAUCAAACACAACCCGUUGAUAUUUCUGUGGAUCUUGAAACAAAUAAUAUGUACUUAUGUGAUGUUGGUCGAAGUCUUGUUGAAAUUUUUGAUAUCAAUGGUACACUUCAACAUGUAAUUGAGGAUAAAAUUAUGAGUAAAUUUCAACCAACAGCUAUAGCUGUUGCUUUUGAUGGAACACUUAUUCUUGCAAGUCAUUUUAAUCAUUGUCUUCAUAUGUAUUUACCAAAUGAUGCACCGAAUCAAGCCAAUUGUUAUUCUUAUAAACAAUUUAAAUUAGGUAUAAAGGGUAAUCAAAUACAUCAAUUUUAUAAUCCAGCUGGUAUUGCUAUUGAUCAUAGUGAUGGAUAUAUAUAUGUUUGCGAUCGAGGAAAUUAUCGUAUACAAGUUAUUACACCUGAUGGUGUAUGUGAACGAACAAUUGAAUUAUUUUUAGAUGAUAAAAAAAAAUAUCCAUUAGAUCCAGUUCGAAUUGUUGUUCAACAGAAUUCCGAUCUAAUCGUUUGUAUUGUUGGUGCUGGUGAUGCCAUAUGUUUUAUUCCAAAAUACACUAAUGGACCUAUACAUGUCGAGCCAUUAUGUAUAGUUGAUGGAAAUGGCUUAGGUCUUGAUAAUGCAUCUGGCUUAGCUGUAGAUAUUCAUGAUCGUAUAUUUAUUUCUGAUACAGGUCAUCAUCGUAUUGUUAUUUGUACACCUGAUGGUUGUUUUAUAACAAGUUUUGGUAUGGAAGGUGAUGAACUUGGUCAAUUGAAACGUCCAUGCGGUUUAGAUAUAACAAACGAUGGAACUAUUGUUGUUACUGAUUCUGGAAAUAAACGAAUACAAUUAUUCGGUUUAAUACGUGAACAAACACCUGUAAGAAAUAAUCCUCCUAAAGAAAAUUCUCAUGUUAGUAACAAUUUAUUGCCCAUUGAAGAACAUGAUUUAACUGCAACUCUGUAA
Messenger RNA from Rotaria sp. Silwood2, 1059 nucleotides. Lineage: Eukaryota; Metazoa; Rotifera; Eurotatoria; Philodinida; Philodinidae. The record is from the annotation of a GenBank genome assembly.